Molecule: messenger RNA, 552 nt
Organism: Anthostomella pinea
Lineage: Eukaryota; Fungi; Ascomycota; Sordariomycetes; Xylariales; Xylariaceae
Source: the annotation of a GenBank genome assembly
AUGGCACCCACGGCUUGCACUGUUCGACACGCACGUCGAGAAGACGUACCCACAAUCCUCCAACUGAUUCGGGAGCUGGCCGACUACGAGCACGAACUCGACGCCGUCGAAGCUACCGAGGCAACUCUUCUCUCUACUAUAGCCUUCGCACCCGACAAUGCCGAGUCUACGCCCACGGCCCCAAACACCGAGCCUACAUCGCCCAGCAAACCGGCACGGUGUCUCCUGCUCUUCAACGGCCAAGACCGGCCUGCAGGAAUGGCCCUCUACUUCUACAACUAUAGUACCUGGCGCGCCAAGGCCGGCAUAUACCUGGAAGAUCUAUUCGUACGGCCGUCGGAGCGGAAGAAGGGCUUUGGGAAGAGGUUACUCGUCGAGCUAGCCAAGGAGGUCGUGGCUACGAAUGGUGGGAGACUGGAGUGGAGCGUCCUCAAGUGGAACGAGCCGAGCAUCAAGUUUUACGAAUCGAUAGGCGCAAACGCCAUGAACGACUGGGUCGGCAUGCGAGUCGAUCGUGAAGGCUUGACCAAGCUUGCUGGCUUGUUAGACUGA